Messenger RNA from Salvelinus fontinalis (brook trout), 1264 nucleotides. Its product is annotated as cysteine-rich protein 2-like. The coding region runs from base 142 to 771 and encodes 209 amino acids. NCBI's taxonomy places the organism in Eukaryota, Metazoa, Chordata, Actinopteri, Salmoniformes, Salmonidae. The transcript is spliced from 7 exons. The record is from RefSeq and is a predicted model, not a curated record.
ACCUCCCAUUCGGAAGGCGGAGCGCCGAUGUCACAGAUGAAUGCGCGAUCGGCACUGCAUCGUUCUGUCAGUGCCGCAGAUAGAAUUUGAAGGCAUUUGAAGUUAGGGUUGAUCGUCAGCUGGACAAAGAAUUGCUGAAGAAUGACGUCGAGGUGCCCCAGAUGCACAAAUGAUGUGUUUUUUGCUGAGAAGGUGAGCUCGCUGGGGAAAAACUGGCACCGGUUCUGCCUGAAAUGUGAACGCUGUAACAAGACCCUGUCGGCUGGCAACCAUGCUGAGCAUGAUGGGUUGCCCUACUGUCACAAACCAUGCUACGGAACUCUCUUCGGACCCAAAGGUGUGAACAUUGGAGGGGCAGGCUCCUACAUCUACGACACUCCUCAACCCGCCUUUGACAGCCCCUCAGAAGGAUCUCCCACCACACCAUGGACCACCGUGCAGGUCACCCGGAACCAACCCAAAGUACCUCCCCCUCAGACCAGGAUGUUUGCUGGAGAGACCUCACUAUGUCCUGGCUGUGAAAAAGUGGUCUAUUUUGCAGAGAAGGUGAUGUCCCUGGGUAGGAACUGGCACCGACCCUGCCUGCGCUGUGAGAGGUGUAAGAAGACACUGACCUCUGGUGGACAUGCUGAGCAUGAAGGGAUACCUUAUUGCCACGUCCCUUGCUACGGCAUCCUGUAUGGACCAAAAGGAGUGAACAUCGGCAAGGUGGGCUGUUACAUCUAUGAGAAGGAAGACAUGGAGCAAACUGAAAUACCCAGCCAGUCUUAACCACACACUAAAAGUGAGAUGAAUGGGGUUUCUGUUUGAUUAGGGUCAUUUCAGUGACUGAAUUGAGUGUCUGAAAUUACUGAAUUGAGUGACUGAAAUGAUUCACUGACUGAAUUGACAGGUAUUGCAAUGGAACCGACCACACGCUUGCUGAUAAACAUGAGGUAUUUUUUAGUGUAUUUUUACAUAUUGUUUGUAUAACAUAAUAAUGUUUCAGAAUAUUUAAAUCACUUUUGCAACCUGCUAAGCACAGAUUUAUAAAAUACGUAUUUAACAACAGUUUCAUAUCCAAUAUUAAAGAUUGAUUGUAUAUAUUUGCCAAUGGUUAUGGUGAGGAUGAAUGCAUAAAGAGUUAUGAUACAUUAUCAAAAAUAAUAUUUUGUUCCUCAUUCAUAUGAAACAGAAAGGAGUCUUUACUAAAUUAGAUAAUGCAGUAUUGCAAUUGAGUGGAAAAUUUGAAUUUGUAUAGGAGGAAUAAAAUGAAUUAUGCUUC